Oncorhynchus keta (chum salmon) is the source of this 3064-nucleotide messenger RNA. RefSeq names its product armadillo repeat containing 10 (gene armc10). Bases 248 to 1297 code for a protein of 349 amino acids. The transcript has 6 exons. The record is from RefSeq and is a predicted model, not a curated record. NCBI's taxonomy places the organism in Eukaryota, Metazoa, Chordata, Actinopteri, Salmoniformes, Salmonidae. Gene Ontology annotation, cellular component: mitochondrion.
CUCAUACUCCGGAUCGCCAACAACACAUACUUGAAACUCAUGAACAAGGAACUCCCGUGAAAGCAGCUGGGCGGCCAUUGGUGGAAAAGUGUACGGACAAGCUAAAUUGUCAUCUUCAACCUAGCUCGUAGCGUGUGUGCAAAAUGAGUUAAAUUCGUCGUAAUCUUUAGUUUGGCUAGAUGAUUCACUUUAAAGAUCUGUAUUUAGUAUUUGAAUAUCUGUUCAUGCGUUUCACUGAAUUUCCAGCAUGGGCGAUGGCAGUGUCAUACCCAAGUUCGGUAGUAUGAAGGCUUUGCUUGGGAUAGUCGCCGGGGCUGGAGCCUCCUACGGGAUUUAUAAACUUCUCAGUGUAACUAGCUACAAGGAAAAUAAAAAAAGUGCCUACAGCGAAAACCAUGGCCCCAAGAAUAACUCACCCGGUGGUAUAGUUCUGCAGCCAGGGAGCUUGUUAGCUAAGGUGUCCGGGUUGGAUGUGGUUCGUGGAGGCGAAAGUCAGGCCGUGGAUGUUGCAUCAAGUGACAUCAUCUCUAGAUCACCUGGGAGCCUGGAGCCACAACACCUGAAGAUGCUCCUGUCACUUCUUCAGGGCAGCCCCAACCCCUCUGACAGAGCCCAGAUCCUCAUCACUUUAGGAAAUACUGCUGCCUUCACUGUAAACCAGGAUCUCAUCCGUGAGUUUGGGGGCCUUCACGUCAUAGCUGGCUUCCUGUCAGAUCCUGUGCCAGAAGUCAGAGUGCAGACUCUAAAUGCCUUGAAUAACCUGAGCAUGAACCUUAGGAAUCAAGAGCAACUGAAGGUGUACGUGGCCCACGUGCUGGAACUAAUCGAGAUGUCUCCGGUGAACUCUGACCUCCAGAUGGCUGCCCUCCGGCUGCUGACCAACCUGUCUGUCACAGAUGACCACCACCAGCUACUCAGGGGGUCCAUCACCCUCCUCCUUUCUCUGCUCGUUGUUAGCAAUCAAGUGUUACAGAUCCAAGUUUUAAAAGUGCUUGUGAAUUUAUCCUCCAAUCCUGAUAUGAUGGAUGACAUAGUGCAAGCUCAGGCUCCAGCCGCUGUGGUGCUGCUGUUUGACGUGCGGACCAGCUCGGCGGUUCUCCUGCGGCUGCUGAUGUUUGCAGGGAACUUGAAGGCCUGGAGGCCUUCUGCCCAGGUGGCGGAGGCCCUGAGGAGGAGACAGGAUGGCCUGUACCGGGUCCUGCUGGAUGAGUCCUCCCAGCUCCAAAGUAAACUGAUCCAGCUGCUCUCUCACCCCGACGGCGAGGUCCGAGCCCAGGUGGCCCGUGUCCUCUUGUAGACCCCCAUACCGAACCUCAAAUCCCAACACAACCUCUCUUACCUACAUUAUUAAUUUAACCUCCAACUCCAACUUGAUUUUUUCCAACCGUGACUCCUUUAACCUCCAGCUCCUCCAAUCUUCCUAAUCCCCAGUCCUCCUUAAUCAUGCCACCAAACAUACAUCCUAUUUUCAAACCUCCAACCUCUUACCUUCACAACCAGACUUAAUCAAUCUGCCCAGGCCUGCCCGUGCCUUCAAACACCACCCUGCCCUUCACCCCUUCUGCCAAUUUCCACCCAAUCUGUGUCCUACUUCUCUACUCCAAACCUCAACCAAACCAUCAUAAACCUUCACUUCAGUAAAGUCCCCUACAGCCAUUGGAAAUCUAUCUAUCUACCGAUCAGUGAUCAUAAAGGAAGGAAGGAGGUGAGGUGGAAAGGAAGCCAUUUAAUAGUAUUGAGACUUGGGCCACCUCUCCCUCCCCUCCCACUCCUCCUUCACUUAGACUGUAAUUUUAGGCUCUAUUUAAAGAGGCAGUGCUCCACUUCCACUGUGUCUUUCUCUCUCCUGAGAACAUGUUGUCCACUUUCUCCUGUUCUAGGCGAAGCCCCUUAACUGAAACCCACUGCCAAAACCUUUCAAGCAAGGAGAAUGUGUCAGUAAUAUGCCCUCCAACACCUCACCCAACUAACUGCCCCUGCGUGGUGUGCUGUGCAUAUGUAAUGGAAUUGGUUUGGUGAACCACACUUGCAUGAUGCGUAAACUUACCUGAGAGCUGAAGACUUGCAAUUGCUCCCUGACCUAAUACCUAGGCUUUAACAGAGUUGGCUAACACAUCUUGUGGAGGAGACAAUCUGGAGAGGCUGGCCAAUCGUUACUGUACUUUGAAGUUACUUGAUGCACACAAUUUGAAUGCCUUGUUGACACCAGUACAGGGAUACACAGCUCCAGUCUUCGACUGUCAAGUCUUGCCCUCUUAAACUAUCAAUCAGUAACUGAUUUACACCUGGGAAUCAAAGGUCAAGUUAGGUAUAUCUGAAAUGUGUGCACUAGCAGCUUAACGCUUUCAAGCGGAAGGAGUACUCCCUGCAGACUGCUUAAAUAAAUUAUAGGCUGAAACAUUCCGUGACUUGAAUUGUUUGUUUAAAGCACUGAGAUAAGAAAGACGACAACCAGCUCGUCUCAGGCUUCGUAUAAAAUCAUACAGCUGUUGAAUGAGACUGAGCCAGGUCAGACCUGAGAGGACUGGAGUUAUGGACCCCUGGUGCUGGUGUGUCACACACCGUAGACCGUUUACAGAGGAGCGAGGGAGACUACUGUCACUGAUCUCUUGUUUGUAUGACUCAAUAAAUGUCAAUGGGGUUUUCCCUGAUCCAACAACAUUCACAUCAUCCAAAUGGGAUUUUUUAGCAUUGAUCUCAUAAGACAUGAGCUGAGGCUGAGGCCUGCACACCCAGAAUUUCUCUGGGACUGGAGUUAGACCUCUCUGGUCUGUACAAAUAAUGCAAAAUUCUGAUGUCGAGAGACUCUGUGUCAGACCCAAAACUAUCUCUUCUCCCAGGCUUUUGUGUUUUAGAGCAGAGAUGGGAAGAUGGAUGUGUAUUUUUAAUCAGUACCAACGGUAGCAUCCCCUUGUGUAAAGCUUAUCUGCUACAGUUAUUCAGGAAAUAUUUAUUUUGGAUUAUUCAAUUGUUUCUUGUUUCAACCCAGUUUUGGCCUUCUUAAUGUAUAGAUUUGUUUUGUUUGUUUUACAUUUGUGAGUAAAUAUGUUUUAUUUAAAGGUGA